Bathycoccus prasinos is the source of this 636-nucleotide messenger RNA. RefSeq lists its product with no specific name. The transcript has a single exon. Gene Ontology annotation, molecular function: GTPase activity; GTP binding. Bases 1 to 636 code for a protein of 211 amino acids. The record is from RefSeq and is a predicted model, not a curated record. NCBI's taxonomy places the organism in Eukaryota, Viridiplantae, Chlorophyta, Mamiellophyceae, Mamiellales, Bathycoccaceae.
AUGGCAUCCGCGAAGAGCAGCAACAAACCGUUCGACGUUUUGGUAAAACUCCUACUCAUCGGCGACUCCGGGGUCGGGAAAUCCUGCCUCCUCCUUCGCUAUUCCGACGAUAAAUUCACGACAUCCUUCAUAACCACGAUUGGCAUCGACUUUAAAAUCAAAACGAUAGACUUAGACCAGAAGAAAGUGAAGAUGCAAAUAUGGGACACCGCGGGGCAAGAGCGGUUUCGAACGAUCACGGCGGCGUAUUAUCGAGGCGCGCACGGGGUUUUGUUAGUGUACGACGUGACGGAUGAGACGAGUUUUGAGAACGUGAGGAACUGGAUGAGGAAUAUUGAAGCGCACGCGAGCGAAGCGGCGAAAGUGUGUUUGAUCGGGAACAAGUGCGAUUGCGAAGAUUCGAAGAGGAAAGUGACGAAAGAGAGAGGGGUGGCGUUGGCGAAAGAGUUCGGGGUGCCAUUUUUUGAGACGAGCGCGAAGAGUGGGUUGAGAGUGGAGGAGGCGUUUAGCUCGAUGGCGAGAAGAUGCGUCGGGGAGAGCAAGACGAAUAACAACAAUAGUAACAACAGCGGGGGUGGCGGGACAGUCAGGCUGAGAGAGACCGCGAAGGGUGGAAGUAAGAGUAGUUGCUGUUAG